GUUAAGUAUUUAUUGCAAUCAACCAUGUACGCACGUCUUAAAAGUUUGGAAACUCCCGCCGACUUUGAGUUUCCGUUUGCUCCUUAUACUAUACAAAAACAGUUAAUGCAGGAGUUGUUCGAGAUUUUGGAAAACAAACAGAUCGGCAUAUUCGAAAGCCCAACUGGUACAGGAAAAUCUUUAACAUUAACUUGUGCUGCUCUCAAAUGGUUGGAACAACAUGAAAAUCAUGUUCGACGUGAAAUUCAAGAACGUUUAGAUGAAGUAGGCCGUGAUUUGAUUCAUUGCGAAAAGGAAAAUCGUGAGGCAAUAGAUUGGUUUAGCUUGCAUUCAAAAAGUCACGAAAAACGCCGUCAGUUAUUAGAACUUAAGGAUAUGAAAAAAUUAUUGGAUGAGUAUGAUCAAAGGUUAGCAGCUAUAAAAGAAAACGAAAACAUUGUGAAUUAUAGUAACAAAAAAACAAGAAACAAAUUAAACCAAAUUUCUAUGCCUGAUAUUGGGGACACUGAAGAAAAUCUUUAUAGCCUAGAUGAAGCUGCAGCUGACGAAUCAGUGGACACUGAGGGAUUGAAAACUUCACAAUCAUAUCAGAACGUACAAAUAUUCUUUUGCAGUCGUACGCAUGCUCAAUUGGCUCAAGUAAUGAAAGAAAUUAAACGUACUCCUUAUGGACGACGAGUACGCUGUUUGUCGCUGGCCUCGCGUCAACAAUUAUGUAUUAAUCCACAGGUACGUAAACUGAACAAUUCUUCGAUGAUAAAUGAACGUUGUUUAGAUUUAGCCAAGGAAAACAAAGGUAGCACCAAAGUCACUGCUUCAGAUGGUAAUGGUUGUGCUUGUAAGAAGGCCAGCGUUUCUCCAAAAUCUUCAAAGGGUGGAUGCCCUUACAAAGCACAAACUUUAGUGAAAAACUUAAGCGAACUCGCUGUGAUGAACAAUUUUGAUAUUGAAGACUUGGUUCAAGAAGGUGAACGCUUGCAAACUUGUCCUUAUUAUGCCGCACGCUCCUCCGUACCAAUAGCUCAAAUAGUUUUGCUGCCGUAUCAAUUACUUUUUAAUCACAAGUCCCGUGAUCAAAUCGGCAUAAAUUUAAAAGGCAAUAUCAUAAUAAUCGAUGAAGCUCAUAAUCUAUUGGACACAUUAGCAGAAAUGUAUAGUUGUGAGAUAAGUUUAGAACAACUUGCAACACUACAGCAACAAAUGCAAUCAUAUAAAUUACGCUACGCAAACAAGUUUAGUUCUGCAAAUCUUUUAUACAUCAAUCAACUACUCUUCGUUAUCAAAAGACUUAUAAAGUUACUGAAACCAUCACAAAGCCCCGUUUCUAAAACGAAUCAUCGCAUGAUUUGCACAUAUGAACUAAUGUCGGAAGGAGAUUUUUUCAAUAUUGAUCUCUAUCAACUACUGCAGUUCUGCGAGCGCACGCGUUUUGCCCAAAAACUGCAAGGAUUCAUCAAGAAACUUGAGGAAACACCACGACCUAAAGAAAAUCAAUUCCCUGGAAGCUCCACUGUAGAUAUCUUAAAACGAUUAGAAAGAAAACAGCAAAUUGAAGGAAAUAAGAAGAACUUAGAAUCACAUGCUCUCACUCAGGAAGAUGAAGCUGUUCAGGCCAAAGUACCGCAAGAGAAAAAAAGCUUUAUUACGUCUUUGCCCAUAAGAUUUUUGAUCACCUUUCUAGAGGCGCUUAUUGAAAAAGCCGAAGAUGGCCGCAUUUUAAUUAAAAUUGAAGAUAAAUCGUCUAAGGAUGUUUGUCAUCAAUCUGGAUUUAAAUAUAUUCUUUUGAACCCGGGCGCUCAUUUCAAAUAUAUUGUAAAAGAAGCGAGGGCUAUUAUUGUUGCCGGGGGUACCAUGCAACCCACCUUUGAGCUUACAGAGCAAUUGUUUAGUUCUUGUCCAGAACGUGUAAAGCUACAUUUCUAUGAUCACGUAGUGUCAAGUGACGCUGUAUUACCUUUUGCAAUUACACAAGGACCAAGCGGUAAAAAUUUAUGUUUUAAUUAUUCUCAGAGAGCUAAGGUAGAAGCGCUCUCGGAUAUAUCUGCUAUACUGGAAAAUCUUUGUAAUGUUGUGCCGGCUGGUUUGGUAUGUUUUCUGCCCUCAUAUGAUUAUUUGGAUACGAUUUACAAUCACUUACAAACGUGCGGUGCUUUAGAACGCAUCUCCAAGAGAAAACGUGUAUUUAAAGAAUCUCGAAGUUCAACGAAUAAAGAGAAUUGCAGCGUAGAAGAGCUAUUAGAUAAGUAUGCAAGUUCCAUAAUGAUUCAACGUGAAGGUGCUUUACUAUUAAGCGUCGUGGGUGGAAAGCUUAGCGAAGGUCUGAAUUUUAGUGAUGACUUAGGACGUGGUGUUAUAGUAGUCGGAUUACCGUAUCCGAAUCGGCAAGCACCCGAAAUGCAAGAACGUCUUAAAUACCUGGAUAGUACUUUGGGCUCUGGCUCGGGUAACGAGUAUUACGAAAAUCUUUGCAUGAAAGCGGUAAAUCAAUGCAUAGGACGCGCCGUACGACAUAUUGGCGAUUUCGCUUGCGUUUACCUCGUCGAUGUACGUUAUGCUAAUCAGAAUAUUCAAACAAAAUUGCCGCAAUGGAUUUCGCGUCACCUACAAGUAACAACAAGCUAUGGCCAAGUACAAGCGAGAACUGUAAAAUUUUUUAAAACAAAAAACAAGAAUUGAUUCCUUGCGCUAUUUACUUGAUUUCUUCUUAAGGUAAAUUUUUUCCACAGAGGAAGUUAAUGAUAUUGCUCAGGACAUUGUAUUUUCACCUCGUAAUAUUCUGGCAAUGUAUGCUGUGUUUAGAACAAUAGUAUAACAUGCCGCUUUUGUACUACAUUAUUUUCAUAUUCAUAGUUUUUUGAAAGCUUAGUAUCCAAUAGUUUUUUGGUAUUAUUUGGUAAGAAAAAGUACACGAAUCGAUAUAAAUCUAAACAAAA
This is a messenger RNA of Glossina fuscipes, 2933 nucleotides long. Its product is annotated as ATP-dependent DNA helicase DDX11. The transcript has 3 exons. Gene Ontology annotation, cellular component: nucleus. The coding region runs from base 25 to 2676 and encodes 883 amino acids. Lineage: Eukaryota; Metazoa; Arthropoda; Insecta; Diptera; Glossinidae. The record is from RefSeq and is a predicted model, not a curated record. Gene Ontology annotation, molecular function: hydrolase activity, acting on acid anhydrides, in phosphorus-containing anhydrides; DNA helicase activity; ATP binding. Gene Ontology annotation, biological process: establishment of sister chromatid cohesion; nucleobase-containing compound metabolic process.